This is a messenger RNA of Pristis pectinata (smalltooth sawfish), 3702 nucleotides long. It is a transcript of the gene gtf2e1, whose product is annotated as general transcription factor IIE, polypeptide 1, alpha. Bases 152 to 1441 code for a protein of 429 amino acids. Gene Ontology annotation, cellular component: transcription factor TFIIE complex. Gene Ontology annotation, biological process: transcription initiation at RNA polymerase II promoter; transcription open complex formation at RNA polymerase II promoter. The transcript is spliced from 5 exons. The record is from RefSeq and is a predicted model, not a curated record. Lineage: Eukaryota; Metazoa; Chordata; Chondrichthyes; Rhinopristiformes; Pristidae.
GAGAUUGUCGGUCACCGACAAACCCCUGAGCCCGGCCCCGAUGACGCAGAGACGCGGUGGUGCCGUGAUGACGCACUGACGCACGGGACAGCGCGCUGUUGCUCCGUGCGGCACCAGUGGGCCGGUCGUGGGCUGUUGAUGCUCGUCAAAGAUGACUGAUCCAGAUGUUGUGACUGAAGUGCCUGCAGCUUUGAAACGACUUGCCAAAUAUGUUGUGAGAGGAUUUUACGGGCUAGAGCAUGCACUAGCUUUGGAUAUCCUCAUUAGAAACCCCUGUGUCAAAGAAGAGGACAUGUUGGAGCUGCUGAAAUUUGAUCGUAAACAACUGCGAGCAGUUUUGAAUACAUUGAAAAAUGACAAAUUUAUUAAAAGUAGAAUGCGAGUUGAAACUGCUCCUGAUGGUAAAACUACAAGACAUAAUUAUUACUUCAUAAACUACCGUCUUCUGGUGAAUGUGGUGAAGUACAAACUUGACCACAUGAGGCGAAGGAUUGAGACAGACGAACGAGAUUCUACCAACAGAGCCUCUUUUAAAUGUCCCAACUGUUUCAAAACAUUCACAGAUCUGGAAGCCAACCAACUAUUUGAUCUAAUGACAGGAACAUUCCGGUGCACUUUUUGUCAAACCGAGGUCGAAGAGGAUGAAUCUGCAUUACCAAAGAAGGAUGCCAGAACACUUUUGGCAAGAUUCAAUGAACAGAUUGAACCAAUCUAUGCUCUAUUGCGAGAAACUGAAGAUGUUAACCUGGCCUAUGAAAUCCUGGAGCCAGAACCAACAGAAAUUCCAUCACUUAGAGCAAGUCAACGAGCACCUGGUGCUGGCAGUGGAAAUACGAAUUCUCAAAAAGAACCUUGGGCUAAUAGAGGACCCACAUAUGAGGAUCUUUACACUCAAAAAGUUAUCAUCAAUAUGGAAGAACAUGAUGUUCAGCACAAAGUUGCUUCUGAUGGGAAGCCAGUUAAGGAGAGACCAAUCUGGAUGAGGGAGAGCACUGUUCGAGGGGCCUUUACAGAUUCUGAGGAACUCCAAGAAGGUGACAUGAAUGCUGACUCAUAUCAUGAUCGUGAUGGAAAAGGAAAUCCAAUUGAAGCAAAUGAAGAAGUCAUGCAAACAUUGCUCAUCCAUGAAAAGAAAAGUACAUCAGCAACUGUAGCUGCAGCUGCUACAAUCCCAACUUCAAAUGCCAGUGAUUCAGAGAGUGAUACGAGUGAAUCAGAGGAUGAGUCACCUCGACCACAGGCAGCAGCAGCAUCAUUCCCAGUGGCAGCAGCUGAAGAGGAUGAAGAGUUUGAGGAUGAACCAACUGUUUUGGUAGCAGGACAGCCAUAUUCAUAUAGCCAGGUCAGCCAGUGUGAAGGGUUAGUGGCUCAGAUGACAGCUGAAGAGAAGGAAGCAUAUAUUGCCAUGGGACAAAGAAUAUUCCAAGAUAUGUAUGAAUGACCUGUUGCCACAGAAGAAAUAUUUUUAAAGUUCUUCAAUAUUUCCUGUGGUUUUAUUAGUCAGUGUUUCCACAGUUUUAAAUAUAUCUGCCAAAGUGUUAAGAGACAGCAUUCCUUUCUCAACAAAAUUACAGGCUGUGUUUUAGAAGUAUUUUGAAGACAAAAGUAUUUUUAGAAGGCUAAAGUGCUGCAGUGCCCUAUAACAUUUAUAUUAUUUAUUUCAUAGUUACUUUUAUUGCGUAAUUCUAUUCCUUAGUGACCCAUAAAUCCACGUUUAACUAACCUAUUCUUUUAUCCUAUUGUUUGAAGGGUAUACUAAAUGCUGAUGGUGCUCAUAAAAGUAUUUCUGAAAAAUUGAUCAAUCUAAUUGCCUCUGCAAUUCAAUAAAAUUCCAUCUCCCAAGCAUACAAAUUGGAAAUGUUCCUGGUUGAAUUCCUGGCCUGUGCUAAUCGAUCUCAGAUUGAACAGUAGAAAGAAUGCAUAAUUAGUUACAUUCCCAGUUUGGUUAGGUAAAAAUCAACUAAGAUUGCUGAAUUUCAUCACUACUUAUUCAUCCAUCCCUUCUGAAACUAUCCACCCUAGAUGACUGGUGAGGAUUAGGAUUAGUUGUGCAGUCCUUGGUGCAUGUAUCACUAUGAACGUUCAGUAUCUAGGCAUGGAAACUUGUAUGACAUACCAUAAGAUGACCAUCCUCUGUGGAAUUGUAGGUUAGUGGCAAUCAGUGACAAGAAGAACAGGAGAAGACUUUGAAGGAAAACAUUUUAUCCAAAAUGAAAAUAUUUUAAGUUAUAGAGCAGUGCAGCUUUACAGUAAGUUGGGCAUGUGCCAAACCAGAAGCAAAGUUUAAAUAUAUAGUCUUUAUAUGUCAUCUUCAUUUGUAAGAUUUAUUUGCAAUACAAUAGUUGAAAUAUUAAAAUGGCCCAGUAGAUGAUUAUAUCAGUUCAGAAGAUUACUACAAAAUUAAUUGUUUUUAAUAGAUUUAACACAAUUGGGUUUCACAACUGUACUGCUAAUCUAUUUUAAAUGGGCAAUGCUGGAAACACUCAGUAGUUCAUUUAGCGUUUGUGGUGGGAAAACAUAGUUAAAGUUAUAGCUCAAUUGUCUUCUAUGAGAACUGAAAUAGUAAUCGCACCCCCACCCCACCCCUUUUGUUGAUGCUGCUUGACCAGCCAAAUAUUUCCAGUAUUUUCUACUUUUAUGUCAGUUUUCCAGUGUCCACCAUAUUUUACUUCUUGUUUCAAAUAGCUGUCAAAUAAUUUCCUCAGGAAAAAGUGGUGUAUGCCGUUCAAGCUUCACUUAUAUGUGCCCCCUCAUGCUUUAACUUAAAUCAGGCACAACUUUGCUCUUUCGUAACUCAAUAGAACCAUUAAUUGCUUCCACCACCUUAACAUAUGAUGUGCUGUGAUGAAUAUCAGACCAGCAAAGGGAUGAUCGGCAGUUUUGUUCUGGGGUUGCAUUAAUAUGUCACAGCCUAUAAAAAGUGAAAGGAAUGUCUUAUAAACCGUCUUAGUAACUCCAAACUUUUCCACCUGUCCAAUUCUGCACAGAUGUUUGAUGAAACACUUAAAUGAUGAAAGAAAGUUACACAAUGGCACAAGAAAAAAAUAUAUUUGCCAAAUUAGGUAUAAUGAAUGAAUCUUGAAAAUAGUUAAAGUUUUUGUAACAAUAGAAAAGUUGUCCUAUGAUAAAGAGUAUUAUCUCAUGUUGAAAAUGUAUUUUCUUUUCUAUGAAAUGAUCUAACUGUAGAGUGGGGACUUGAGAGUGGUAACAAUCCUGUAAAACAGUUUAAAUGACAUCUAAACUGAGAGUGAAAUCUUAAGAAAAAGGUUUUUAACUUUUUUGCUGUCUGAUUUUAUCAUCUAAUGAGUUUUAAUUUCUAAGUGACACAGAGCCAUGUUCCAUAGCUGUUAAUCCAUUUUGUCUUGUAGUCUAUGAUGGUCAUAAAAGGGUAUUACUGCAGAUUUCUGAGAAACUCUCAUUUGAUCACAAUAAAAUGUUCUGUUUUGAUCUUACGAAGGAGCACACCAGUUUAAUAAACUUGAAGCUGCCCUAUAAAUACAUGAAAAAUAAUCUGCAUUGAACUGUUAACAAUGUGACACUGAGUUUACUUUACAGUCAUUGAGUACUGAAUUGUUUCUUCAUUUUCCAUGCUGUUGAGUAUCAGAGCUGGAGUUCAAUCUACUCCCCGUAACUUAAGUCAAUUUACCUGAUGUUUCAGUUUCCUUGGAAAUGAAUAAAUAUUUAUGCCAUUUGUGUUUAUAA